AUGGGAGACCGUUGCCAUCAUGCAGUUUUUUCCAACGCUCUCUACUUGCCAGAUAAUCGUUUCCAAGAGGGAUGGCUGCCUCUUGGCUGCCUGGAGGAAGAGAGGAUCGCUCUCUUGCGCCUCAAACAUUCUCUCAACUAUCCCAAUGGCACCUCCCUUCCCUCCUGGAUAGAAGCUGACGCUCACUGUUGUUCUUGGCAACGUAUUGCCUGCAGCAGCAGUACAGGUCGAGUCACCGAGCUCCAUCUUUUGGGCGUGAGGAACGAGGAGCCGGGGGAUUGGUACCUAAACGCCUCCUUGUUUCUUCCUUUCCAACAACUCAACACUCUCUCCUUGUACCGUAAUCGAAUAGCUGGCUGGGUUGAGAAGAAAGGUGGUUUUGAACUAUCAAGAUUGAGCAAUUUGGAGAUCCUUGACUUGGGAUUUAAUCGCUUCGAUAACAGUUCAAGCAACUUGAGUACUCUGUGGCUAGGUAAUAUCACAACCUAUGGAAAUAGCUUCCAGUCACUAGGAUCAUUCCCAAACCUCACAAGACUUGAUCUAAGCUACAACAAUUUCAGAGGAAGAAAAUUAGGUGACGAUGAACACUCCCUUCAAAGCCUUGGAGAAGCACUGCCUUCUCUAAAAAAUCUGUCAUUGCAAGAACUUAAUGGCACUGUAUCUUAUACAGGCUUCCUUGAUCUAAAGAACUUGGAAUACUUGGAUUUAAGUUACAGUACUCUUAAUAAUAGCAUCUUUCAAACCAUCGAAAUGAUGACCUCUCUUAAAACAUUGAAAUUGAAGGAUUGCAAUCUAAAUGGCCAAAUACCUACAACCCAAGAUAUGAGUAACAAUGAUCUCAGUGGUUUCUUGCCUCCAUGUCUGGCAAAUUUGACUUCCCUUCAACAAUUAGAUCUCUUUUCCAAUCACUUGAAGAUCCCUGUGUCAUUGAGCCCAUUAUACAACCUUUCAAAACUCAAGUCUUUUGAUGGUUCAAGUAAUGAAAUAUACAUAGAAGAAAAUGAUCAUAAUCUGAACCCAAAGUUCCAGUUAGAGUUCCUCUCUUUGAAAGGUUAUGGACAGGGUGCGGGAGCAUUUUCCAAGUUCCUUUACCAUCAGGCGAACUUACAAUAUAUGGAUCUUACAAACAUCCAAAUGAAGGGAGAGUUUCCAAAUUGGUUGAUUGAGAACAACACAUACCUACAAGAACUUUAUUUAGAAAAUUGUUCUCUUUCAGGUCCAUUCUUAUUGCCAAAGAAUUCUCAUGUGAAUUUAUCCAUCCUAAGUAUAUCCAUGAAUCAUUUCCAAGGCCAAAUCCCUUCAGAAAUCGGAGCUCGUUUGGCAGGGUUAAAAGUUUUAUUUAUGUCUGACAAUGGUUUCAAUGGAAGCAUUCCUUUCUCGUUGGGUAACAUUAGCUCGUUGCAAGUGUUAGACCUGUCCAACAACAGCUUGCAAGGGCAGAUCCCUAGAUGGAUAGGGAAUAUAUCUUCUCUUAAAUUCUUGGACUUAUCAGAGAACAAUUUCUCUGGUCGUUUACCACGUAGAUUCGACACUUUUUCAAAUUUGAGAUAUGUUUAUUUAUCUAGAAAUAAGUUGCAAGGGCCGAUCACAAUGGCAUUUUAUGACUCCUUUGAGAUAUUUGCAUUAGAUCUUUCCCAUAAUAAUUUAACUGGUACAAUUCCAGAAUGGAUUGACAAGCUAUCUAACUUGGGAUUUUUACUCUUGAGUUAUAACAAUCUUGAAGGUGAAAUCCCAAUUCAAUUAUCCAGGUUGGACCAAUUAGUCCUGAUUGAUCUUUCUCACAACCACCUUUCUGGUAACAUCCUCUCUUGGAUGAUACCUACUCAUAAUUACCCAGUAGAAAGCACUUACUUUGAUUUUCUGGCCAUAUCUCAACAAUCCUUUGAGUUUACAACGAAGAAUUUUGACCGGACCAAUUCCACCAACAUUUUCGAAGUUAAAGGAAAUAGAGAGCUUGGAUCUUUCCUACAACAAACUGGAUGGAGAAAUCCCACCUCGACUUAUUGA
This is a messenger RNA of Populus euphratica (Euphrates poplar), 2007 nucleotides long. Its product is annotated as probably inactive leucine-rich repeat receptor-like protein kinase At2g25790. The transcript has 8 exons. The coding region runs from base 1 to 2007 and encodes 668 amino acids. Gene Ontology annotation, molecular function: protein binding. Lineage: Eukaryota; Viridiplantae; Streptophyta; Magnoliopsida; Malpighiales; Salicaceae. The record is from RefSeq and is a predicted model, not a curated record.